AUGCUAGAACAUGAUGUUCAGUUAUGGAACACACCUAUUACAAUGCCAGAUACAUUUACUUUGCAUGAAAAAUCCACAUACCAAAAUGAUAAUAUUGAUGCAGACAAUUUAGAAUCUAAACCACAUUAUAAUCUGCGAAAAAGAUCAAAAACAGAAAAUAUAGAAGAGAGAGCUGAAGAAAUUUUUGAAGAAAAUUUUGAGGAGUUGGGAACAGAAAUACCAGUAAAUCUCGACAAUAUUGAUCUAGAUCCUGAAGAUCUUCAAGGAGCAUCGUUAGAUGAUGCUUUAGAUGCUAUUGAAGGAAAAAAUUUACCAGAAUGCGUAGCAAAGUGGCCAAAUGAUGCAUACAGAGAUUUCAUGAGAUUAAUUCAAUCUGGAAGAAUCUCCAUUACCGAAAUCAACCAAAAAUGGCAAAGACCAUCUCAAUCAAAUAACUUCACUUCAUUAGACUUCAAAGAAAAAGUUGUUUCAACCUACAGCAGUAUUGACAUUACAUUCUACUAUUGUCCCAUAUUUCGCGCUAUUCAAGCUCUUCUGCAACGACCAGAAGUAGCUAAUAAUUUUGUCUAUAAGGGAAUUCUAAAGAAAAAAAGGGAUGAUGGAAGCGAAAUAAGAGUGUUUGGUGAGCCAUAUGAAGGUGACUGGUGGCUGGAAACGGAAAAGAUUCUUCCGCUAUUAAAUCACCUAUUGUCUAUCAUCUUAUAUUUGAAUAGAACCACUUUCGAUGGACUGGGCAAGACAUCAGGCCAUCCAGUAUUUUUAACGCUUAGAAAUGUUCCAAAUUGGCGUGAAAUAUUUCACAAAUGCUUUAAUAUCAUGCUUUGGCCUUUACUGGAGAAACCUAAUACGUUAUGUUUUGGGAUUAAUGGACAAGCAAAAACAUUUGCUGCACAAAUUUCUUUUUUUCUUGCGGAUAUGCUCAAAGCAGAUGAUGUGACUGUUACAUAUAAAGGAGCGCGAUGUAAAAUGCCAUGCUAUCAUCAGUAA
Messenger RNA from Rhizophagus irregularis DAOM 181602=DAOM 197198, 987 nucleotides. The record is from RefSeq and is a predicted model, not a curated record. NCBI's taxonomy places the organism in Eukaryota, Fungi, Glomeromycota, Glomeromycetes, Glomerales, Glomeraceae.